AGUCUCUUUUCUCGCCCUUAUAUGGUUCCAGGCAUGGGACAGCUUGUCAGUCUUGCUAUGUUGCCAGUCCAUGUGAGUUAUUUUUAUGUUUACCACUAUAAGUACUGGUAAGUUAAGAGGUGAAUAUCUCUAUAUUAAUGGGUGAAUUAAGUUAGAUAAUCUGCGAAGUUUUAAUACAUUUUUUCUUUAUGCACUUAAAAGCUUCCAUGUUGAUUAAUUACUGACAUCAUUUCACGUAGUGCCUUAUGAAUAUAAAUUGCUCUAUAUUUUGAAUCUAAUAAAAUUGGUAAAUAUUUGCUAUGACAAAUGAAUGCAAGAAAGAAGAUAAGAGUAUUAAUACUCUACCUUAUUUUAGUUCAGGUCAGGCAUUAAAAAACUUUUGCCUCUCGUGUAUAAAUAUAUAAUGCUAUCUUAGUUCCAAAGGGGGGUUGGUUUUGGUUUGUUUGUUUUUUACAGUCUUGCUAUGUAACUUUGGCUAACCUCAAACUCCUAGCAAUUCUCCUGCCUCAUUUACCCAAGGGCUAGGAUUACAGACAUGCACUGCAAUACCUGUCCACACCUAAUUCUUUUCCAUUCUUUCUUUCCCCACAGUUCAUCCAUGAGCUCAGAUUUCCCACAUUAUAACUUCAGGAUGCCUAAUAUUGGAUUCCAGAACCUGCCUCUCAACAUAUAUAUCGUGGUUUUCGGCACUGCUGUGUUUGUCUUCAUCCUUAGUUUACUCUUCUGUUGCUACUUGAUUAGGCUGAGACAUCAAGCACACAAAGAAUUUUAUGCCUACAAACAGGUUAUAUUAAAAGAAAAAGUAAAAGAACUUAAUUUACAUGAGCUCUGUGCUGUGUGUCUAGAAGACUUCAAGCCUCGAGAUGAACUGGGGAUCUGUCCAUGUAAGCAUGCCUUCCACAGAAAGUGCCUUGUUAAGUGGCUGGAAGUCCGGAAAGUGUGUCCCCUGUGCAACAUGCCGGUGCUGCAGCUGGCGCAGUUACACAGUAAACAGGACCGAGGUCCCCCUCAGGAGCCCCUCCCUGGGGCAGAGAAUAUUGUAUAGCUUGCUGCAAGGAUCAGACUGUUGCUGGACACAUCAGUAUGGACCCAGGAGGAACACAAGCAGACUCUAUUUUGGCUGCUCUCUACCUGGGACACCCACUGUCACUUCCUUUGCCUCAUGAAGAACUCCUGA
Molecule: messenger RNA, 1177 nt
Organism: Rattus rattus (black rat)
Lineage: Eukaryota; Metazoa; Chordata; Mammalia; Rodentia; Muridae
Gene: Rnf24
Product: ring finger protein 24
Exons: 5
Coding region: 536-1045 (169 amino acids)
Cellular component (GO): endomembrane system
Molecular function (GO): ubiquitin protein ligase activity; zinc ion binding
Source: RefSeq, a predicted model, not a curated record